CAUUCAGCAUUCAACAAGUAAACGCGCUUGAAAUAUUUUGUUUCUCUGAAGUAAUUUUGCUGGGAGACAGCUCAAUUCGAAUUCUCAGAGAACACCGACGGAAAAAUCAUGGCAGAGGAACCGAAAAACGUGGCUGAUAAGAACGAAAAUAACGCUGAGAAUAACGCCGAAAAUAACGCCGAAAAUAACGUCGAAAAUAACGCUGAAAAUAACGCCGAAAAUAACGCCGAAAAUAACGCCCAAGAGCAGGUGGAAAAUCCAGAACAACCAGCGGUUGGAGUUCCUAAUAAUGGAGCUAACAAUGGAAACGGCCCGCCACGCGAAGAACCAAUUGACUUUAAUAGCAUGAGUGAGCGAGAUCAAGUAGCAAUUCUGAUGUUCAACGAGAUUUUCGACACAGUGUUGCAGCCGAGUGAUGUUGAGGUGUUCUGUUCGGAUUUGGUAGCCGAUUACGGGCCUACCAUCAAUUGCGCUACGCCUGAUUGCCAGUGCAACAUGUAAGAAGAAAAUAGGAAAAGAAGUAGUAGCAGAUUAUCUUAUCCUAUGGCUUCAUAUAUUUUAAGUUCAGCAAUGAAUAAUGCGAGAUAGAUUUAUUAAUUGUUUUGUUUUUUGGUUAAUUGUCUAAAAAUAUUUUGGAUUUAUAGUUACACAGAUGUUUAUUGGUAUUAGAGCAUCGCUGUUUUUAAUUUAGCUUGCGUUACGUACUUAUAAUCAAUAAGGGUUUUUGCUGGUAUUUAUUUACAAGAAUUAAUGUCGUUAGUGCUGAUCACUCCUCGCAAGUUCUCGUCCUAGUCAACAAAAAAAUUGUUAAGACUUUAGAGUCAGUAGUCAGUUAGACAGUUAGUCUUGUACGCUUCUGUAAAAGAAUAUACGUAACCAUUAUAUAAAACCAUUUUGGAGCAGUGUAGAGGAGCCGACUAAAUAUUUCUACCUUCUCUGGCAGAAGAGGUCUGUCACCAGCUGUGAGAUACUAAGAAGCUUAGCUUUUUUGCAUAAUUAUGAAUCAAAUUGAUAUUUUAUUUAACAUUGUGUAACUGCAUAAAAGCAUUUAAAAUAAAUUGUGUUAGACUACGUAAUAUAACUUGCUAAUAGACUUUAGAGACAUUAUUGGUAUUUUGUUUGCAAUUUAUUCUUUCCUCGUCCUUAUAUUAUUUUUACUAGAUUUCUAAUUUACUGUAAAUUUUCUG
Messenger RNA from Pararge aegeria (speckled wood butterfly), 1187 nucleotides. Its product is annotated as ring-infected erythrocyte surface antigen-like. Lineage: Eukaryota; Metazoa; Arthropoda; Insecta; Lepidoptera; Nymphalidae. The transcript is spliced from 4 exons. Bases 109 to 501 code for a protein of 130 amino acids. The record is from RefSeq and is a predicted model, not a curated record.